This is a messenger RNA of Agrilus planipennis (emerald ash borer), 579 nucleotides long. RefSeq lists its product as uncharacterized. Bases 126 to 491 code for a protein of 121 amino acids. The record is from RefSeq and is a predicted model, not a curated record. The transcript has 2 exons. Lineage: Eukaryota; Metazoa; Arthropoda; Insecta; Coleoptera; Buprestidae.
CUUUAUAUAUUCCACUGAAUGUCAAAAUUGUAAGUAGGUAAAACAAAAAAAAAUACACAGCUGUUGACUACAAUUUCGAAGAAGGUGUUUCUUCCUUAUUACAAUCAGUAAAAGAGGUUUUAGAAAUGACUGACAAAUAUCAGAUCUAUCAGUCAGAAACAGCUGGAGAGGAUGAAGAAAAUUGCUGGUCCACUUUUCAAAUAGACAAACCUCUAGAAGAAACUGUAGCUAAUAAAUUGAGUAACUUGAGAAAAGCUUUGACAAAAAAGAUUCAAGAGCACAAGGAUUACAUACAAAUCCACCAGGGCACCCUUGGACAUCACGAGAAGCUACUCAGGGAAAUUGUACAGGCUGAGAGCGAUUUUCAAAGGAAUCGUACUGUGCACUUCAGGGAUAAAUGCUUCUUACCACUGAGUGGAAUAUCUUUAGAAAAUUUACCGUCACGGGAAAAUAGGAAUUACAUACAACCGGAGAAACCACCAAACGAGUAAUGAUGUAUUUUAAAUUAAUAUCUCACCUUCUUUAAUAGAUGAAAAAUAUUGAGCUAUUUCAGGAUUAAAUACAAUCUUUUAACAGCCA